This is a messenger RNA of Zingiber officinale, 1171 nucleotides long. Its product is annotated as flavanone 3-dioxygenase 2-like. NCBI's taxonomy places the organism in Eukaryota, Viridiplantae, Streptophyta, Magnoliopsida, Zingiberales, Zingiberaceae. Bases 42 to 1043 code for a protein of 333 amino acids. The transcript has 4 exons. The record is from RefSeq and is a predicted model, not a curated record.
GCCAUCUAACUCUUGAGCUAAUUCACUGCUAUUUAAUUUCCAUGGCCAACCAGCUCCUCUCCAUCGCCCCCCGCCAUGUUUCCCUCCCUGAAAACUACGUCCGGCCGGAGCCUCAACGGCCGCGCCUCCAUGAAGUCAUUGCCGGCACUUCUAUCCCCACCAUCGACCUCAAUUCCCCUGACAUCAUUGACGAAGUGGCUGACGCUUGCACCUCCCAUGGCUGCUUCCUGGUGGUGAAUCAUGGAGUGGAGUCUGUGCCGGAGAUGCUGGAAGUGUCCUCGGAGUUCUUCGACUUGCCGGCGGAGGAAAAGGCAAAGCAUUACUCCGACGACCCGAUGAAGAAGAUGAGGCUGUCCACGAGCUCCAACGUGAGGACGGAGACGGUGAGGAAUUGGAGAGACUACCUCCGGCUCCAUUGCUACCCGCUCGAGGAAUUCGUGCCUUCUUGGCCCUCUAAUCCACCUUCAUUCAAGAGAGUGGUCAGCACCUACUGCAGAGAAGUGCGUCAAGUAGGGAUGCAAAUCCUGAGGGUGAUAUCUUUGAGCCUGGAGCUGGAGGAGGAGUACUUAGUGAAGAUCCUUGGGGAGCUAGAGCAGCACAUGGCAAUCAACUACUACCCCAGGUGCCCGCAGCCGGAGCUGACCUAUGGCUUGCCGCCCCACACCGAUCCCAAUGCCUUCACCAUUCUUCUCCAGGACCCCAGCGUCCCAGGCUUGCAGGUCCUCAAGGAUGGCCACUGGAUAGCUGUGGAUCCCCAACCCAAUGCCCUGGUCAUCAACAUUGGUGACCAACUGCAGGCAUUGAGCAAUGGAAGAUACAAGAGCGCAUGGCACCGAGCUGUAGUUAACUCUGAUAAGGAGAGGAUAUCAGUGGCCUCAUUCGUGUGCCCUUGCAAGAGUGUUGUGAUCAACCCACCGGAGAAGCUGAUCACCAAUGGAUCACCUGCCGUGUACAAGAGUUACACCUACGAUGAGUACUACACAAAGUUUUGGAGCAGAAACUUGGACGACGAGCACUGUUUGGAACUCUUCAAAAGAGAGUGAUGGCAUCUUCAACUUCUGGUCUUUCUGUUGUAUUCAUUCCUGCAAUAGUACAAGGUUGAUUUUUUAUUUGCAGUGGUGUAAUAUUGUGGACAUGAUGAUUCAAUUAGCUAGAUAAUGUAUCUUUCUUA